Messenger RNA from Coccinella septempunctata (seven-spotted ladybird), 865 nucleotides. RefSeq names its product cytochrome b-c1 complex subunit Rieske, mitochondrial-like. Bases 76 to 783 code for a protein of 235 amino acids. Gene Ontology annotation, molecular function: quinol-cytochrome-c reductase activity; 2 iron, 2 sulfur cluster binding. The record is from RefSeq and is a predicted model, not a curated record. Gene Ontology annotation, biological process: mitochondrial electron transport, ubiquinol to cytochrome c. Gene Ontology annotation, cellular component: membrane. Lineage: Eukaryota; Metazoa; Arthropoda; Insecta; Coleoptera; Coccinellidae. The transcript has a single exon.
UGCUUGGCAGUGAACUCUAGUAAUGGAUUCAUAUUUGACAUUUUCAAUUGAUAUUCAUCAUUCUUAAGCAACAAAAUGUUAUCCGUUUUGUUAAGAAAGAAAUAUUCCACAUAUGUAAAUUUGAGGACGUUCGACGAGAUUCGCCUUUUCUUCGUGAAACAGAAGGGUGCCUCAACCAACUUUAUAACUCUGGUUUCAAGAGGUGCUCAUACUGAUAUCAAAUUUCCCAAUUUCGACAAAUACCGAAAGAAACAUAUAAAAGAUUAUGAAGCUAAAGAAGGUGCCAAAGCUGCCCAGGGAAUAGUAAAUGGUUUGUUUUUGGUCGGGUUCAUUUAUUCCGCAAAAUCAAUAGCGCACUUCUUUAUAAAAUCGAUGUCCAUCACUGCGGAUGUUCAAGCUCUAGCGAAAGUGGAGAUAGAUUUGGCAGAAAUUGCUGAAGGUGGACAUACAACAAUAAAAUGGAGGGGAAAACCCUUAUUCUUGAAACAUCGACUGCCGGACGAGAUAAAAGAUUGCAGAGCAACACCAGUUUCCUCGCUUAGAGAUCCAGAAACUGAUGAGCAAAGGUGUCCAAACCCGGACUGGUUGGUCGUCAUUGGAGUUUGUACUCAUCUGGGAUGUGUGCCUAUACCAAAUGCUGGGGAUUAUUUAGGUGGUUACUAUUGUCCUUGCCAUGGUUCACACUAUGAUGCUGCUGGAAGAAUAAGAAAAGGGCCAGCUCCAACAAAUUUGGAAAUACCCGUACACGAGUUUCAAGCAGAUAACAAACUCGUGGUGGGUUGAUUGUUACAUCUGUUUUUGAAUAAAGAAGAAUCUUCAUGGAACCAAAAACGUUUUAUUUGGAGCUUUAUUACAAACGUACCCA